AUGCCUCCAGCGCCUGGCGACCUACCUAAUUUGAAGGCUACCUUAAGACAAGUCGGCUCCAACGGCAACUCAAAUACCCAGUUGUACGACGUCCAAUUUUACCCAUAUACUGCGCCUGGGAAAGACCCUGUCUUUGCUGUCGCUGGCGGACCCCACAUAUUUAUCUGCCGCCCCGUGAGAGGGAAGCUCGGAGGCAUUGAGAUCAUACGCGAGUUCAAGGAUGAAGCGGACAUAGCCUUGAGUAGCAUUGCUUGGUCCCAGGAUUCUAGGACCGGAGACGCAUUGAUUUGCGCUGGUGGAGAUCGUCCUCGUUGCAUCAAAAUCUUCAAUGUCCGGACCGGGAAGCUUGUGCGACAACUAAAAGGACACGGUGAGGGGAUCAACUGUCUUGUGACCUCACCCAUAUCGCCUCAUAUCCUUGCCUCGGCUGCUGAUGACCAUGCCAUAAGGCUAUGGAACUUGGAGCCAGAGUACAAGAAGCAACCCUGCUCAGCCAUAAUGAGCGGCAAAGAAGGCCAUAGACAGGGAAUUUUAAGCAUCUGUUUUCACCACUCAGGUAAAUACCUUGUGUCUGGUUCCUUGGACACCUCGAUCAAGCUUUGGGUUGUUCCUAAACUUCCUGAUGAAAACACGGGGAGUGAUAAAGUGAACAUUAUACACUACCCUCACUUUUCCUCGACCGAGAUCCACACUGAUUAUGUGGACUGCAUCCGCUUUUACGGGGACCUUAUCAUCUCCAAGUCUGCCAAGGAGAAUCAAAUUUUACUUUGGAAAAUCGAUGGCUUCAACAGCUCCUCUCCUCCACCGCCUAUCUCAAUGUCCGCACAGAAUGCUCCGAUGAACCCAAGCAAUACAGCAGAAGAUAGUACGGCACACGGCAGCACGUACUCUGCCUUUGGAACGCGGUUCCAGCGGCUCUUAACAUUUGCUCUUCCGUUUACACAGCUCUUCUACAUGAGAUUCGGCCUUUUCCAUAUGCCUGAUAAGCACCCGAUAUUGGUUGCUGGCAACGAAAAGAGUAGGCUGUUCUGGUGGGAUCUCCAAAGACUCGAGGAGGCCAGCGCAGAACCCCACAAAGAUGAUGGUCAUGGCAGUGGCACCCGCAAGCGCAAGCGGGUAGACCACUCCGGUCCAGGACUAGGCCUCGGUCGAGACAACGCCAACCGUGAGAGCAGCAUAACGUCCAACGCAUCAUCCAGCGGCGCGGUAUCAUCAUCAGCCCCGUCAAACCACUCGGGCGAACGGGAUAAGAGGUUUGACAUCUCGAACCCGUUCCAACUGAUACCAGCGCACAAACAGAUAGUCGUCCCAAAGGUGACGUUUGCGACUAGGCAGGUGGCGUGGAGCACCGGCGGAGAAUGGGCAGUUGCAGUCGGGGACCACGGGAUGGUGUGCCUCUUCGGGAGGUGGGAAUAG
Messenger RNA from Aplosporella prunicola CBS 121167, 1416 nucleotides. RefSeq lists its product as uncharacterized. Gene Ontology annotation, biological process: negative regulation of transcription by RNA polymerase II. Gene Ontology annotation, molecular function: protein binding; nucleosome binding. The record is from RefSeq and is a predicted model, not a curated record. Bases 1 to 1416 code for a protein of 471 amino acids. The transcript is spliced from 10 exons. Lineage: Eukaryota; Fungi; Ascomycota; Dothideomycetes; Botryosphaeriales; Aplosporellaceae. Gene Ontology annotation, cellular component: ESC/E(Z) complex.